AUGAAGGCUGCCUACACCGCCUAUCGAUGCCUCACCAAAGACCUAGAAGGCUGCGCCAUGAACCCGGAGCUGACAAUGUAAAGUCUGGGCACUUUGCCCGGGCCGGCCGGCGGCGGCAGCGGCGGGGGCGGCGGCGGCGGGGGCGGCGGCGGGGGCCCGGGCCAUGAGCAGGAGCUGCUGGCCAGCCCCAGCCCCCACCACGCGGGCCGCGGCGCCGCCGGCUCGCUGCGGGGCCCGCCGCCGCCUCCAACGGCGCACCAGGAGCUGGGCACCGCAGCGGCGGCGGCGGCGGCUUCGCGCUCAGCCAUGGUCACCAGCAUGGCUUCAAUCCUGGACGGCGGCGACUACCGGCCGGAGCUCUCCAUCCCGCUGCACCACGCCAUGAGCAUGUCCUGCGACUCGUCCCCGCCCGGCAUGGGCAUGAGCAACACCUACACCACGCUGACGCCGCUCCAGCCGCUGCCGCCUAUCUCCACAGUGUCCGACAAGUUCCACCACCCGCACCCGCACCACCAUCCGCACCACCACCACCACCACCACCACCACCAGCGUCUGUCCGGGAACGUCAGCGGCAGCUUCACCCUCAUGCGCGACGAGCGCGGGCUCCCGGCCAUGAACAACCUCUACAGUCCCUACAAGGAGAUGCCCGGGAUGAGCCAGAGCCUGUCCCCGCUGGCCGCCACGCCGCUGGGCAAUGGGCUGAGUAGCCUCCACAACGCGCAGCAGAGCCUGCCUAACUACGGGCCGCCGGGCCACGACAAAAUGCUCAGCCCCAACUUCGACGCGCACCACACUGCCAUGCUGACCCGCGGUGAGCAGCACCUGUCCCGCGGCCUGGGCACCCCGCCCGCGGCCAUGAUGUCGCACCUCAACGGCCUGCACCACCCGGGUCACUCUCAGUCCCACGGGCCGGUGCUGGCGCCCAGCCGCGAGCGGCCGCCCUCGUCUUCGUCUGGCUCGCAGGUGGCCACGUCGGGCCAGCUGGAGGAGAUCAACACCAAGGAGGUGGCCCAGCGCAUCACCGCCGAGCUGAAGCGCUACAGCAUCCCGCAAGCCAUCUUCGCGCAGAGGGUUCUGUGCCGGUCUCAGGGAACUCUCUCUGACCUGCUCCGGAACCCCAAACCGUGGAGUAAACUCAAAUCUGGCAGGGAGACUUUCCGCAGGAUGUGGAAGUGGCUGCAGGAGCCCGAGUUCCAGCGCAUGUCUGCCUUACGCCUGGCAGCAUGCAAACGCAAAGAGCAAGAACCAAACAAAGACAGGAGCAAUUCCCAGAAGAAAUCCCGCCUGGUUUUCACCGACCUCCAACGCCGAACACUCUUUGCCAUCUUCAAGGAGAACAAACGCCCAUCCAAAGAGAUGCAGAUCACCAUCUCCCAGCAGCUGGGCCUGGAGCUCACGACUGUCAGCAACUUCUUCAUGAACGCACGGCGCCGCAGCCUGGAGAAGUGGCAAGACGAUCUGAGCACUGGAGGCUCCUCGUCCACCUCCAGCACUUGUACCAAAGCAUGAUGGAAGGAGUCUCAGUUGGGCACAAGUCACCUCCAAAUGAGGACAAUAGAUACCAAAAGAAAACACAAAGGAAAAGACACUGGAUUCUUAAGCUGGGGCCCUUCACUGGUGAUUUGAAAGCACAAUUCUUUUGAAGAAAACACUUCUAUUCUAGCUGUAAUCAUAGGCCAGGUGUUCUUUUUUUCAGUUUUAAUGGCUAUGGAGUCCAAGUGCAAGCUGAAAAUUAAUCUCUUUGACCCAGACACUGUCCUUUGAGCAUGCUAAGCACCCCAGAAACCCAAAUGGGGCCUUCCUGCAGUGAGUUAAUUUCAGUAUGGUUCAGCCAAGCUCAGGAUUGCUUAAAAUGUCAACAGUCCUACUUCAAGUCCCGUCAACCUCUUGCAGUCAGUGUUCCCAUGAGUGACACUGGGAAUUUGGCCAGUAUGAGGACUCGGAGUUUGGGUUCCCUAGAUGCUACAAUAAGAAAAGAAUCUAGCAACAAGAGUGACCUCAUUUGUUUUCCAAGUGCUUAGCCUCAUCAUACCACGUUACAUCAAAGUUCACAGCCAUAACAUUAGAAAACAUCAAAAUGAUAAUUACUGAGCACAAAUUUUAAAUACGGAAGUUGAAGAAAAAUCCAAGGACCUGUUUUUCCAACUCAGGCAUCUUUUCAUUGAAUGGUUUAGAAAGCUUUUAGGUUGAUCCAGUUUACAGUUUUCUUUUCCUUACCUCCUAGAAAUAUCACAUCGUCUUGGAUCCAUCAAAAAAAUAGAUCAGUUCACUUGAGCUCAAAGUAUCAAGCACAACAAAGAUAAGCAGAGAAAUGAGAAAGGUUCAGGAUUCACUGCAUCUGGAUUUUCAAGACACCGAUUGUGAAGUCAUUAAGGAGAUAGUGAAGUCAUUAGGGAAUCAUUGGGAAUAUGGCUUCAAGCACAUUUUGCAGAUUGCUACACAUUCUGUGUUUGUACAUAUGCUGACGCACACU
Molecule: messenger RNA, 2473 nt
Organism: Choloepus didactylus (southern two-toed sloth)
Lineage: Eukaryota; Metazoa; Chordata; Mammalia; Pilosa; Megalonychidae
Gene: ONECUT2
Product: one cut homeobox 2
Exons: 2
Biological process (GO): regulation of transcription by RNA polymerase II
Cellular component (GO): nucleus
Molecular function (GO): DNA-binding transcription factor activity, RNA polymerase II-specific; RNA polymerase II cis-regulatory region sequence-specific DNA binding
Source: RefSeq, a predicted model, not a curated record